Molecule: messenger RNA, 1826 nt
Organism: Oncorhynchus nerka (sockeye salmon)
Lineage: Eukaryota; Metazoa; Chordata; Actinopteri; Salmoniformes; Salmonidae
Product: bcl-2-related ovarian killer protein homolog A-like
Exons: 4
Coding region: 111-752 (213 amino acids)
Biological process (GO): regulation of apoptotic process; intrinsic apoptotic signaling pathway in response to DNA damage; extrinsic apoptotic signaling pathway in absence of ligand
Cellular component (GO): mitochondrial outer membrane
Molecular function (GO): protein heterodimerization activity; protein homodimerization activity
Source: RefSeq, a predicted model, not a curated record
UGGUGACAGAGAGGACCAUAAACGGCGAUCGAGGUGGAGGCGCAGGCGGAUUAGUGGCAGCGCCAGGCAGGCGGGUUGUUUGUGAUUAACUGCUGCUGGGGAACCGGGGUAUGGAGAUGUUGCGUCGCUCCUCAGUAUUCGCGGCAGAAGUGAUGGAAGUAUUUGACCGCUCCCCCACAGACAAGGAGCUGGUGUCACAGGCGAAGGCGCUAUGCAGGGACUACAUCCAUUCCAGGCUGAACAGGACCGGGAUUGGGUGGUCGAAGGCCGAGCAUCAGCUGUCGGCAUCAGGUGGGACGCUUGGAGAGAUCUCCUCUGUCCUCAUGUGGUUAGGUGAUGAGUUGGAGUACCUGCGGCCCAACAUCUACCGUAACGUAGCUCGUCAGCUGAACAUCACCGUUGCGUCUGAGAGCGUGGUGUCUGAUGCCUUCCUGGCUGUGGCUGCAGAGAUCUUCUCCACAGGUAUAACGUGGGGGAAGGUGGUGUCCCUGUAUGCGGUGGCCGGUGCCCUGGCGGUGGACUGCGUGAGGCAUGGUCACCCAGCCAUGGUCCACACCAUCGUAGACUGCAUGGGGGAGUUUGUCCGCAAGAGCCUGGUCUCCUGGUUGAAGAGGAGAGGAGGCUGGGCUGAUAUCACAAAGUGCGUGGUGAACACGGACCCCAGCUUCCGCUCCCAUUGGUUGGUGUCUGCUACCUGCGCCUGUGGACAUUACCUGAAGGCCAUGUUGUUUUACCUGCUCCGGGACAAGUGACGACGGAGGACGAGUUGAAUCACGGCCACACGAUGGACAAUCUGCCCCAUCCGCCAGUGUAGGACAGCAGAGCCUCAUCCUGGUCCCAGAUCUGUUCGAGCUCCUGACAACUCUAUUGCUGUCGUUGUCAAGCUAAACAAGUUUUUUUGUUUGUGUGUUUUAGAUCAAGGAGUUUUGUCAGGACAAAAGUGAGUGACAAGGAGUUGUCAUGACAGCCCAAACAGACUGGCACUCGGCCAACCGGCGUCUGUCUGAAGGGGCAGCCAUCCCUCCUCUAGAGUUCUACAUGUGUUGUUUGUUUACACCUGCAGACGUUUGCACUGAAUCUGCCACUGACGAGCACCUUGGGCCUUCACGAACCACUGACGAGCACCUUGGGCCUUCACAAACCACUGACGAGCACCUUGGGCCUUCACAAACCACUGACGAGCACCUUGGGCCUUCACAAACCACUGACGAGCACCUUGGGCCUUCACGAACACAUUAAACAAACGCGCCGGCAUUGGAACAAUCACCGUGAAUAAGCUUGUUAGCCACGUCUGCUUUGAAUUUGGGUGUUUACGAUUUAGCUUAUUGUGACGUAUCAUGUACAGAUUCUGCAGCUGUAUUGUGAGGUAGUAGCCUAUAUACAUACUGAUCCAUAGCGUUAACAGUUGACUUGAAUGGGAAUGCCCAUUCUAGUUAUUCUAUAUCUGGAUCUCUGUUUUUCUAUAGCUCUCUCUCUCUGUCACAUUCCUUGCUUUCUUUAUGCUUACAUAGACUGGUUAACUGACAACGUCACACACACACACACAAAAAACACGCACCCCCUUCUAAGAGGCAAAAGGACGUGUGUUGUGAUUAUGGAUAGCCAGAUAGCUGGCAACAAUGAAAAUAAACUGCCAUGUAAGUGGCUCGUUUAGAUCUUGUUCUUGAUACCAUGUCUUGUUUUGAGGUGAUGUUACAUCUAUGCUAAUUUGACUAAUAUUUGCUAGCUAGCGGGCUAACCAACAACUGUAACGAUGUAUUUGAGAGACAACAAGUGCUCAUUGUGCAAAUGUAUUUAUGUUUUCACAAUAAAGAUUUUAGAUUAAA